CUAAGCGAAAACACGCAUUUUGUCACGGGCAACAAUGGGCCAGGAAGUAUACUUAUUCUUCCUGGACUCGACAUGUUGGAUUAAGGAUUUCUAUAGCUGUGUAAAAACUGUCUUAUAAUGGACCCUGAGUCCAGCCUCCAAGAUGUGAUACGGUGCCAUCUCUGCGAGAUAUCGGUUCCUCUUUUGCACUGUGUCAUUUGUAACAUACAUCUGUGUAAAGCCUGUGAGAGUCAUCAUCUAUCUGAUAAAACCAAAGAACACAUAGUGGUGCCAUUCAAGUACCAGAGGAAUAUUCCUAAAUGUCAAAACCAUUCAUCAAACUUUUGUGAAAGUUACUGUGAAUAUUGCUACUUUCCCAUCUGUACACUCUGUGUUUCCUCUAAAGGACAUCAACAUCAUAAUGUAGUGGAGAUUUCGGAAAGUAUAGAAAGCAAAAAACAUGUAUUGCAGAAAGAUUUACAAGAUUUGGAAAAAUCUAUUUUGCCGAAAUAUUAUGAGAUUGUCUCAAAAUAAAAGCUCAAAAAGCUUAUCUGAAUGAAAACUCCCAAAAAUUAAGAACAACAAUCAAUGAAUAUGGAGAAGAGUUGCACAUAGACAUAGACAUUGUUAUGAAAUGCCUAAAAUCUAACCCAAGCGAAAUAGGCUCCAAACACCUGGCUGUCCUAAAUAAACAAAAAAAUGAAAUAGUACGCAUCAUUUCUGAAAUCACGGAGAGCAUUGCCAACCUGAAAAAAUUAUUGUACUCUAAUGAUAUCAGUCUUGUCUCUGGCUACGAAUCCAGGAAUACUGAAUUUAGAAGAUUGCCGCCUAAACUCACGGUUUUCUUUCCAAGUUUUACCCCUCUUAUACUGAGCACAGAUCUGGACCAGUUUUUUAAACCUUUCGAUUCUCUGUCAGCGUCAUCUAUCAAAACAGAAGAACAUGGUUACACAAUUGAUGCCGCAUGCGCCAAGUUGUCUCUACAACAAAAGACGUUCACUAACGGACCGAGGGUGUUGACAGAUAUAAACACUGUAUAUGGACGUUCUAAGAGAAUUGGCAGCGUGCACUGUCAGAGCAAUGACGAAAUAUGGACAUGUGGUGCAAAUAAUAUGAUUAGACUCUUCAAUCUUCAAAGAGAACAAGUAAAGUCAAUCAGUGUUAUGUAUGGUAACUGUCAAGAGGACAUAGCAGUGACGAUGAGUGGGGAUUUAGCCUCUGCUGAUUUUCAUGAUAGAUCUGUGAGCAUCGUGAAAGAUACACAGAUACAAACAGUAAUCAGAAUACAGGAAUGGAAACCUCGAAAUUUCUGUUGUACUGCCUCUGAUUACUUCCUGGUUGUCAUGGACAAUUAUGAUGAGAAACAAACAAAAGUAGUGAGUUACUAUGGCUCCACAGAGGUACAAACUAUUCAGCACAAUGAAAAAGGACAGCCUCUUUAUUCAUUUGCUGAAUUUACUAAUAUGUAUAGCAUAUUUGUUAAGACUAAAUAUAUUUGUGAGAACACGAACUUAGAUAUAUGUGUGUCAGACAUAGGAGCCCGAGCAGUAGUGGUGGUUAAUCAGGCUGGAAAACUCCGAUUUACCUACACGAUUCCUCUCUCUUUAACCAAACCAGCUUUCGAACCAGCCGGAAUCACUACAGACAGCCAGAGUAGGAUCCUGAUUGCAGACUGCUUCAACAACUGUAUCCACAUCCUGGACCAGGACGGACAGUUCCUUCGAUACAUUGACAACUGUGAUUUACAGUGGCCAUUAAGUUUGUGUGUGGACACCAAAGACAACCUCUUUGUGGCUGAGUUCAAUACAGGUAUAAUAAAGAAAAUUCAAUAUUAUGAGUAAAUAAAAUAUGCCUGUUUAUAUACACAGGAUUAUACAUAACCUUUAUAUCAUUACCAAAAUGAGAUCAUGAAACUUAUCCUUAACACGAUUCGUGACAUGUAAACAAGUAAACAAACUGUCUUAACACGUGAUUUGGUUUACCUAAGAAUAUAAAUUGGUUUAAUUAAAAAACAUUAUUCUCUGUACCAUAUAUAUUCCAUCAUGUUGUGGACGUGUGUCUCAAUGGAACUAGUAACACUGAACU
Messenger RNA from Magallana angulata, 2064 nucleotides. RefSeq lists its product as uncharacterized. Bases 609 to 1820 code for a protein of 403 amino acids. The record is from RefSeq and is a predicted model, not a curated record. Gene Ontology annotation, biological process: negative regulation of translation; proteasome-mediated ubiquitin-dependent protein catabolic process; protein polyubiquitination. Lineage: Eukaryota; Metazoa; Mollusca; Bivalvia; Ostreida; Ostreidae. The transcript has 2 exons. Gene Ontology annotation, molecular function: ubiquitin protein ligase activity; protein binding; translation repressor activity.